UUCUGCCAGAGAAAAGAAACAUUCAAAAUCCUGAGAAGCAACUCCCCUGUUUUCUUCUCAUGUGUCAUAACAAACGUAUAUAUAAACAGAACAGAUCUAUGUGGGUGUUAUAUGUAUGAGCUAAUAAUGAAUCAAUUUCUUACCAUUUUUAUAGCAAAUCUUGGUUAGGCCCUUCUUUUUUCAUGCCCCACAACUCUCUCCCUCGAUCACAUCAUAUCAGUGGGGAUCCUUUUUCUCUUAACAGCCUCUCUUUUAGGUAGGAGAGAAAGAGAUGGAAGCAACAAUGGCAAGAAAAGCUCUCCUUUUGUUUUCCAUGAUUAUGGGGUUGGCUAGUUUUACUGUUUUCCAUGUUUGUGGAGAGCAUUCUCAGCUUUCCGAUGGUCAUGAUAAUCGUGACAAAGUGCGAAAAAUGCAAGCCUUCAGGGCCUCCUUUGUCCGGCAUGAUUCAGUUUCUCUUCCACCAUCAGUCUCGCCUUCUCCUACCUCUGCCCCGCAACCACCAACGGCUGCAUCAAGUGGACACGUGUAUCAUGUGACAUCGUACGGUGCAGAUCCAACAGGGAGAAGCGACAGCACAGGAGCACUCCUUCGAGCAAUAUCAGACGCAGUCCAAGGUGCAAGCUCAGGGUCAUUGAUGGGGGGAAUACAAAAUCUUGGGGGUGCUCGGAUUGAUCUUGACGGUGGCAAUUACAUGAUUAGCCAACCCCUACGAUUGCCGGCCACCGGUGUCGGAAACCUCAUGAUACAUGGAGGAACAAUAACUGCCACGGACGAUUUUCCUGCUGAUGGUUAUCUGAUUGACUUGUCAGCUUCAACGACUACUAACAAUGAAGAAAACAGAGGGAGCCCUUCCAUGGAUGGACAGCAAUUAUCCGCCUCAUCAUCCUACAAUUAUGAAUACAUAACCCUCAGAGACCUGAUGUUGGAUUCAAACUACAGGGGUGGUGGCGUUGCGGUCAUAAACUCACUUAGGACUAGCAUAGACAACUGUUACAUUGCCCAUUUCACCACCAACGGAAUUCUAGUCCGUGGCGGCCAUGAAACCGGCAUCCGGAACUCCUUCCUCGGCCAACACAUCACCGCCGGUGGCGAUCCGGGCGAAAGAAACUUUUCAGGGACUGCAAUAAACCUCAUGGGCAACGAUAAUGCCGUCACCGAUGUCGUGAUUUUUUCGGCUGCCACAGGAAUAAUGGUUUCGGGUCAAGCCAACAUAUUUUCUGGGGUGCAUUGCUACAACAAGGCCACCGGCUUCGGCGGCACCGGGAUUUAUCUGAAAAUGCCUGGUUUGACGCAAACCCGGAUCGUGAAUUCUUACAUGGAUUACACCGGAAUCGUUGCGGAAGAUCCUGUGCAGCUUCAUAUCUCCAAUAGCUUUUUUCUUGGUGAUGCAUACAUUGUCUUAAAAUCAAUAAAUGGGGUUGCCAAGGGAGUCAACAUUGUUGACAACAUGUUUACUGGUUAUAAUAAAGGAGUUGAAAUCGUUCAAUUGGAUGAAUCCAAAGGGUCUUUCAAAGAUAUUGAUCAAGUUAUUGUUGAUAGGAACAAUGUGAAAGGGAUGAACAUCAAGACAACAGUUGCAAGGGGGUCUGUGAAGGGGACAGGAAGUUCAUGGACUGUCGAUUUUAAUCCUGUUCUUCUGUUUCCCAACCUCAUUAGGCACGUGCAGUAUUCAUUAAGCACUGCCGGUAGCCACUUCCCAAACCAUGCCUUGCGGAAUGUUUCCAACAACCGUGUUGAGAUUCAGACGGACGUGGAUGUUCCGGCCGAUGUGUUUGUUACGGUAGAUCAAGGGGUAGCAAGUUAAGGUGAUCGAUUGACCUAAGCUUUGGGAUCAAGAAGUUCUGACUUCCUAAAUGUGAAUAGGUCGGCAGAUUGAUCCAUUUAGUUUUUAAUUUCUUAUAAUUAAGCUAUUUUAUGAUACAAAGAUCUCAAGUAGUUGACAACACAACAUGUAGUGAUGCUGGAAAAGUGUAACAAAUAAAAUAAAGGGUUAAAUAUUUACUUGCC
This is a messenger RNA of Alnus glutinosa, 2007 nucleotides long. Its product is annotated as polygalacturonase QRT3. Gene Ontology annotation, molecular function: polygalacturonase activity. Bases 272 to 1804 code for a protein of 510 amino acids. The record is from RefSeq and is a predicted model, not a curated record. Lineage: Eukaryota; Viridiplantae; Streptophyta; Magnoliopsida; Fagales; Betulaceae. The transcript is spliced from 3 exons.